UGUUAAUACUGGUCUUCAUGGCUACAAAUAUAUUGGCUAUAAUCGUCGAACAAAAUUUGAAAGGUAUAUAUCAAAAAAUCAAUAUGUAAUUUUAUUAAUUUGUUUAUUUUUUUUAGAACUUUAUGGGGAAUAACAGUGUUUAUUGCAUUAUCAUGUGCAUGUGUACUUAUGCAUACAGCAUGGGAAUAUAAUUCAUCACGUUCAACACUAACUGUUAUUAAAACAACUCAUCGGGGAAUAUGGAAUUAUCCAUUUCCCGCGGUUACUGUAUGUAAUCUCAACAGAAUAUCAGCAAAAAAAGCCAAACAAUUUAGAAAUAUUCCAAAAAAUAUAACACGUAAUGGUGUUGUUCAACAAUUGAGAUAUCUUUUGGCACUUUUUGAUCCUGGUGUUUUUGAUAACUUGGAUAAUAUUCAUCAUCUUCAAAAUUUAUUGGACAAUAAUAAUGUCACAGUUGUUGAUGUCAUGAGACAGAUAAGCCCAGAUUGUUCAAGAUUAUUAAUUGGUUGUAAAUGGAAAGGAAAUCAAGUUAAUUGUGGAAAAAUAAUUAAACAAAGUUUAUCAAGAGAUGGCUUUUGUUGUAGUUUCAAUUAUACAUCACCUUUUGAUUCAUCUGUGAUUCAAAAACAAAAUUUUGAAAAAGUUACUUCUUGUGGAUAUCAAACUGGAUUAACAAUUGCAAUUAAUCCAGAACCUGAUGAUUAUUUAGCACCAUUAUUAGGCUCUUAUGGAGUUAAAAUUCUUUUACAUUUUCCAUAUAAUUAUCCUGAUUACAAUGCAGUUAGUAAAUUGAUAGGAAUGGGUUAUCAAGUAUUUCUAAGUAUUUCACCAACUGAAAUAUAUUCAACACCAGCUGUUAGAAAGCUAUCAAUAUCAAAUAGAAAAUGUCUUUUUCAUGAUGAAAAUAUAAACAUGCCUGUUAAUUCAUCAAAUAUUGGUAUGGAAUUUUAUCAUUAUUCAUAUAUUAAUUGUAUGACUGCUUGUCGUGCUGAAGCAAUUAUAUCAAAAUGUGGAUGUUUACCAUUUUAUUAUGAACAAAAAAGUACCAGAAUAUGUAAUUUAACAGAUGUCAAAUGCUUGAAGGAAAAUCGAGAUUUUUUUGAUACAUCAUUUCCAGGAUAUGAUUCAAAAAUAAAAGUUACAAAUGAAUUGAUUCAAAAUACUGAUCGACCAUGUAAUUGUCUACCAGAUUGUACACUUUAUCAAUAUGAUAUUGAAGAUUCACAAGGUACUUUAAAGAUGACAAAAUCAUAUGCUGAUGAUCCAUUUUUAAAAGAUUUAAAUAUUACCAGUCAGAGUACUGUUCAUAUAUUUUUUGCUGAUUUAGUGUCACUUCAAUAUUGUCGAAAUGUUUAUUUCGAUUGGCAUAAUUUAUUUGCUUCAUUUGGAGGAUUAUUAGGAUUAUUUGCUGGAUUUAGUUUAAUGUCUGGUUGUGAGUUAAUUUAUUUUUUUAUUAUUCGAAUAACUUCUGACAGUUGUAUUAGAAAUAAAAAUAAACAAUAUUAUUGA
Messenger RNA from Aphidius gifuensis, 1509 nucleotides. RefSeq names its product sodium channel protein Nach-like. Gene Ontology annotation, molecular function: ligand-gated sodium channel activity. The transcript has 10 exons. The record is from RefSeq and is a predicted model, not a curated record. Gene Ontology annotation, cellular component: membrane. Bases 169 to 1509 code for a protein of 446 amino acids. Lineage: Eukaryota; Metazoa; Arthropoda; Insecta; Hymenoptera; Braconidae. Gene Ontology annotation, biological process: sodium ion transmembrane transport.